AAUUUUCUUCCAUUUUCUCGGGAAAUUAAUGUCACCGAUCGAAUUGCGUUUCCCUUUCUUUGUUGUAGCAGACAAGGAUUGAACUGCACAUGGCGAGCGCUGUAGAUGCCUCGGGAAACCCUAUCCCUUCGUCGUCGGUGUUGAUGGCAUCGUCGAAGCACAUUGGGAUUCGGUGUCACUCUGAGAACUUGGAGUUUCUGAAGUGCAAGAAGAAAGAUCCCAACCCUGAAAAGUGUCUUCACAAGGGUCGAGAAGUUACUCGUUGUGUCCUUGGACUUUUGAAAGAUCUGCAUCAAAAGUGCACAAAGGAGAUGGAUGAUUAUGUUGGCUGCAUGUACUACCAUACAAAUGAAUUUGACUUGUGUCGCAAAGAGCAGCAAGCAUUCGAGCAAAAGUGUUCUUUGGAAUGAAACUAAGAACUGUGUUGUCUAAAAUAAUAACAGCCCAUUUGGAGUGAGCCAAUGCCCCUGUUUUCCAAAAAAUCAUUGAUCUUUUCUGUUUAUACAACAGUGUUGGAAUAUUACCAUGGACAAUGUUUUUGCUCUAAAUUUUUCUGCAGAAUUGCAUGCAUGCAGAACAAAACUAAACCUCUUUAAACAUAAUAACUGACAUGAAAUGUUUACUGUUGC
This is a messenger RNA of Vigna angularis (adzuki bean), 629 nucleotides long. RefSeq names its product NADH dehydrogenase [ubiquinone] 1 alpha subcomplex subunit 8-B. The coding region runs from base 90 to 410 and encodes 106 amino acids. The transcript has 2 exons. Lineage: Eukaryota; Viridiplantae; Streptophyta; Magnoliopsida; Fabales; Fabaceae. The record is from RefSeq and is a predicted model, not a curated record. Gene Ontology annotation, biological process: mitochondrial electron transport, NADH to ubiquinone.